AUGCAGUAUCACCACGAUUUCCAACAUCCGUCCCCUCUUGUCAUUCCACCCCGCAUCCUAGACCUUCUGCAUCGCGCCGUCGAUCUUUUCGCAGACCAAUCAGGCGCUGACGACGAGUCUGACGGGCCUCGACAAAGCUUGGGACCAGUGCUUGUGCCUCCUUGGAGAGAGAGAUUGGGUGUUCCUGUUUCCAACACUAGCGUGGUACCUAUUCGGCCGGAUCCGCAUCAAAACAACUCUCUGAGCUUGGUAGGCGGCGCCAACUCAGGGGAUGAUUCGCCACGCCUUCCUCUGUACUACUCAAAGAACAAAAACAACAGACGACGGGACAAGAACAGCCACUCCGAGACGCGCUCUGGGUCUCAUGGCUACUACUCGCGAUCCUUCAGCUCUGAUAGGGCCACGGCGCAUGCCAUCAAAUCGGCACGGUACCCAGUGCUCUAUGAGAAACUCAAAGCACCAGCCGCCGCGCGAAGAGCAUUGAAGACGUGGAGAAAAGAGGGUGAGCAAGGUGCGGCUCAGGAAGCCGCCAGCAACGCUCUUGCGCUGGACAAUCAAGUCCGGCCUGCCAUUGGAGAUGGUCAGACAACUUCCAGCGAGUUGCCGCCACAGCACAUGACCUUCUCCGAGCCCUUGCUCGAGAACAAGAAGCGUGGGAGGCGCCUCCGCAUCACCUGCACCCUGGAGAAGUCAUACCCCAACUUCCACAUCGAGUGCGAGUACACCUACAUCGACGAGUCGGAGAGGGUCAACGGCAGCCGGAUAGACACGCGCAUAUCGUGUGCCGUCAUUUCGACAAGAGAGAACGUCUGGGUUGUCACUUUCGAACAACGAGGAUACAAUGAACGGUUCAUCAAGGGAUUCGUGGGCGAGGCCGAGUAUGCCAGGCUGGAUGGCGAAAUCAGCGGGCCGAUCAAGGGCUAUGGGAAGUCAUCUGACCUUUCAACCGUUAAGAUGGCUAAGAAGAUCAGGAUCCCCGAAGGGUACGACCUGGGCGGGAUAUGGUGCGAGGCGGCGGGGUUCUACGAGAUGAGGAUCUAUGUUCCGGCGAAGGAUUACGUGCAGGAGGAUGAUUACGUGCAGGAGUAUGAUCUACCUGUGACUAUCUGA
Molecule: messenger RNA, 1110 nt
Organism: Thermothielavioides terrestris NRRL 8126
Lineage: Eukaryota; Fungi; Ascomycota; Sordariomycetes; Sordariales; Chaetomiaceae
Exons: 3
Coding region: 1-1110 (369 amino acids)
Source: RefSeq, a predicted model, not a curated record